AUGGCUGGGUUCUCUCUGAGGGGCGGCGGCGGCGGCGGAGGCGGGAGGGGAGGGGACCGGGGCGGCGAUCACCCGAUCGGCGCCGACAGCCUGUUUCUGUACGCGCGCGGGGCGGCCGCCGCGGCCGCCGACACGGCGGCCAGCGGCGGCGGCGGGGGCGGCGGGAUAGGGUUCCAGCUCUGGCACCCGCACCAGCAGGCGGCGGCGGCCGCCGUCGCCGCGCCGCACACGUCGCAGUUCUUCUCCUCCGGCGCCGUCGCCACGGGCGUCGUGCUCGGCUUCUCCUCGCAUGACGGGGGCGCCGGAGGGAUCGGCGGCGCGGGCGGCGCCGGGGGCGGCAGGGCCGGCACCAGCUGCCAGGACUGCGGCAACAACGCCAAGAAGGACUGCGUGCACAUGCGCUGCCGUACCUGCUGCCGGAGCCGCGGCUUCAGCUGCCCCACGCACGUCAAGAGCACCUGGGUCCCCGCCGCCAAGCGUCGGGAGCGCCAGCAGCAGCUCGCCGCGCUCUUCUGCGGCGCCGCCAACAGCAACAGCGCCAGCGCCGCAGCAGCCGCAGCCGCCGCCGCGGCCGCGAGCAAGCGCCCGCGCGAGCUCGUCCGCUCCCUUGGCCGCUUGCCGUCCGCCAACUCCGCCAUGGUCACCACGACAACCUCCUCAGGCGACGGCGGCGGCGGGAGGUUCCCGCCGGAGCUGAACGUGGAGGCGGUGUUCCGCUGCGUGCGGAUCGGGCCGGUGGACGAGCCAGACGCGGAGCUCGCGUACCAGACGGCGGUGAGCAUCGGUGGGCACACUUUCAAGGGGAUCCUGCGUGACCACGGGCCAGCGGACGACGCGGCGGUGGGGCAGCUGCCGCCGUCCUCGGCGGAGUACCACCAGCUGACGGCGGGGCAAGCGAGGGAAGGGUCGUCGCCGGCGGGGAGCAGCGAGGCGGCGGCCACGGUGGCGACGUCGGCGGCGGUGCUGAUGGACCCGUACCCGACGCCGAUCGGCGCCUUCGCCGCAGGCACCCAGUUCUUCCCUCAUAACCCUAGAACCUAG
Molecule: messenger RNA, 1041 nt
Organism: Miscanthus lutarioriparius
Lineage: Eukaryota; Viridiplantae; Streptophyta; Magnoliopsida; Poales; Poaceae
Source: the annotation of a GenBank genome assembly